Messenger RNA from Effrenium voratum, 309 nucleotides. Lineage: Eukaryota; Dinophyceae; Suessiales; Symbiodiniaceae. The record is from the annotation of a GenBank genome assembly.
CAGAGUCUUCAGCCGCAAUGGGACUGACAUCCGAUUCGCUGACGUCUCCCAGCGACGGCCGCGGAUUGGAGCCCGAUCGCUUGGAGGAGGUGCCCAACUCCUUCAGGGACCUCUUGGCACAGAUUCAGACAUUGCAGGCCAGGCUAUGGCUGGCGCACGAAGCGGAGCUCUAUGGAUGUGACGGUCGAGACGCUAGAGGCUUCAGCAAGUCCUCCAUUCUCUCGCAGUCGGUUGCACACGGCAACACUCCCAAGUCGGAGAAGAAGACGUCCCUGGUGCUGAAUGUGCGCAAGGCCAAGUCGGACCAGG